Malassezia pachydermatis is the source of this 1473-nucleotide messenger RNA. Its product is annotated as helicase 1 like protein. Bases 1 to 1473 code for a protein of 490 amino acids. NCBI's taxonomy places the organism in Eukaryota, Fungi, Basidiomycota, Malasseziomycetes, Malasseziales, Malasseziaceae. The record is from RefSeq and is a predicted model, not a curated record. Gene Ontology annotation, biological process: box C/D snoRNP assembly; chromatin remodeling; regulation of transcription by RNA polymerase II. Gene Ontology annotation, molecular function: ATP hydrolysis activity; ATP binding; DNA helicase activity. Gene Ontology annotation, cellular component: Swr1 complex; NuA4 histone acetyltransferase complex; Ino80 complex. The transcript has a single exon.
AUGAGCGCUGCUCCUACCGAGGCUGGCGCCGGUGCUGUGCCUAUUUCGAGCACGAGUUCGUCUACGUCACGCGAGUCCCGCAUUGCCACGCACUCCCACAUCAAAGGCCUGGGAUUGGAUGAACAUGGCCUGGCGAUUCCUACUGCGCGCGGCUUCGUCGGCCAAAAAUCAGCGCGUGAGGCGUGCGGUCUUGUUUUGGACUUGAUUCGUCAGCGCAAAUUUGCUGGUCGUGCUCUUCUGCUGGCAGGUGGACCUGGUACUGGUAAGACUGCGUUGGCGUUGGGUAUGGCACACGAGCUGGGUCACAAGGUGCCAUUCUGCCCGAUGGUCGGCUCGGAGGUGUACAGCUCGGAAGUGAAAAAGACAGAAGUGCUCAUGGAGAACUUCCGUCGUGCUAUUGGUCUCCGUGUUCGUGAGACAAAGGAAGUGUAUGAAGGUGAGCUCACGGAGCUUACGCCGACUGAGAUGGAGAACCCACUGUCUGGCUAUGGCAAGACCAUUGUGCAUGUGGUCAUUGCGCUGAAGACCGUCAAGGGCACCAAGCAGCUGCGCUUGGAUCCGAGCAUCUAUGAAAGCAUUUUGAAAGAGCGCAUCACUGUCGGCGAUGUCAUCUACAUUGAAGCGAAUACAGGCGCUGUUAAGCGCGUGGGCCGUUCUGACGCGUAUGCCACCGAAUUCGACUUGGAAGCCGAUGAAUAUGUAGCCCUCCCCAAGGGCGAUGUGCAGAAGCGCAAGGAGGUGGUGCAAGAUGUUACGCUGCACGACCUGGAUAUGGCAAACGCCCGUCCGCAGGGCGGCCAAGAUAUCAUGAGUGUCGUGGGCCAGCUGGUCAAGGGCCGUCGCACGGAAGUCACAGACAAGCUUCGUGGCGAGAUCAACAAGGUGGUUGACAAGUAUAUCCAACAAGGCAUUGCUGAGCUGGUGCCUGGUGUCUUGUUCAUUGACGAAGUGCACAUGCUCGAUAUGGAGUGCUUUACAUACUUGAACCGGGCUUUGGAAUCGACCAUCAGUCCUCAUGUGAUUCUUGCGACCAAUCGCGGCCAGGCUACGGUGCGUGGCACAGAAUACGAGGCUGGCUCCGGCGCCGGCAUUGUCGCACCGCAUGGUAUUCCACUUGAUUUGCUGGACCGCUGCAUGAUUGUGCGCACGCUGCCAUACUCUGCCGAGGAGAUUAAGGAAGUGAUUCGUAUUCGUAUUGCCACAGAGGGUAUCCGAGUCGAUGAUGCUGCGCUGGACAAGCUUACGGAACUCGGCAAAAACACAUCGUUGCGUUUUGCCCUCCAGCUCCUCGCCCCUGCAUCCGUGCUUGCUAACGUGGCUGGUCGUUCGGAUAUUACCGUGGACGAUAUUGCACAGACCAACGGCCUGUUCCUUGACGCACGCUCGUCCGCACGUCAGUUGGCGUUGGCCAGUUCGACCUCGGCGCCGGCACCAGCGCCAGCGACGGAAAGUACAGCCAUGGAUGUGGCCUAA